Molecule: messenger RNA, 3974 nt
Organism: Nymphaea colorata (pocket water lily)
Lineage: Eukaryota; Viridiplantae; Streptophyta; Magnoliopsida; Nymphaeales; Nymphaeaceae
Product: pentatricopeptide repeat-containing protein At5g27270
Exons: 8
Coding region: 286-3516 (1076 amino acids)
Molecular function (GO): protein binding
Source: RefSeq, a predicted model, not a curated record
GUUGUUGCCAAACACGUCGGGUGGUGUCCCGGACGGUGAAUCGUGAUUGAUGGGCAAAAAAUGGGUUCUGGGAAAAAAAUUGGCAAAUCAAAUAUGCAUGAGAACCGUUGGAUAGGAACUAGGUCCAACGGUUUUCUCGAGUACUGUCACAGACCCACAAUGUUCCUCCCUCUUGAGAACUGUCUUGUUUCUCUGCUUCUGGGCCUCUGGCCCCGCUUCUUCUUCCCUCGUUCUUCCGAAGUGAAAGGGUCAGGUCAGGGUCACUGAAUUCCUGCACAUGGCUUGAUGGAGACACUACUAAAUUCUUCCUUCCUUCCACCUUACUCUCCUCCUGGACAGCACCCACUUCCUUACUUCUUCCCUCCGCUCCCCAAAUCCCUAAAACCCUUAAAACCCAGAAACGACAGGAACACGAGUCUCUUUGCUUCGGUACCCAGUGUCUCUGCAAACUGGACUCUGAGUGAUGGAAAUUCGAGGAAAACCUUUAGAAGAAACCUCCGGAAGAAGCCUCUAUCGGACGAUGACGCCCGGCGUAUAAUAAAGGAGCGGGCAAGAUACCUAAGCGUGCUGCGGAGGAACCAGGGGUCCCAAGCACAGGCACCUAAAUGGAUCAGGAGGACGCCGGAGCAGAUGGCUCAGCUGUUAAAGGACGACAGGGACGGCCACAUCUACGGGAAGCACGUCGUCGCGGCAAUCAAGACGGUGCGAGGAUUGUCGACGAGGCCGGAGGGGUCGUACGACAUGAGGCAAGUUAUGAGCUCGUUCAUCACGAAGCUGACGUUCAGGGAGAUGUGCAUCGUCUUGAAGGAGCAGAGAGGUUGGAGGCAGGCGAGGGAUUUCUUUUGGUGGAUGAAAUUGCAGCUCUGUUAUAGACCUAGUGUUAUUGCCUACACUCUCCUUUUACGGGUCUAUGGACAAGCAGGGAAGAUUAGUCUUGCUGAGGACACUUUUUUGGAGAUGAUAGAAGUUGGUUGUGAACCAGAUGAAGUUGCUUGUGGCACUAUGCUUUGUACAUAUGCUAGAUGGGGCCGCCAUAAAGCUAUGCUGUCAUUUUAUUCUGCUGUUUGUGAACGGGGCAUUCUUCCAUCCAUUGCAGUAUUAAAUUUUAUGAUCUCUUCUCUGCAGAAAAAAUCAUUGCAUGAGGAAGUUCUAAGAAUGUGGGAGCAAAUAAUAGAAUUAGCAGUCACUCCCAAUCAUUUCACAUAUACAAUUGCAAUAAAUUCAUAUGCAAGAAAAGGGCUACUGGAGGAAGCUUUAUGUACACUAAGGAGAAUGAAAAAUUCGGGACUUGUUCCUGAGGAAUUAACGUACAGUCUUCUUAUAAGCUUGUGUUUGAAACUAAAUCAACAAGCUAAUGCUGUAGAGCUGUAUGAAGAUAUGAAAUCCCAAGGUGUUACUCCUAGUAACUACAUGUAUGCUUCAAUGUUGUCUCUUUACCAAAAGGAAGGUGAAUAUACAAAAGCUCUUGCACUCUUCUCAGAGAUGGCAAGAAAUAAGAUUGCUGCUGAUGAAGUCAUCUAUGGCAUUAUGAUCAGGAUAUAUGGAAAACUUGGACUUUACAUGGAAGCAGAAAGUACUUUUAAAGAGGUUGAGCAGUUGGGACUUCUUAAUGAGGAAAAAACAUAUGUAGCAAUGGUUCAAGUCCGCCUCAAUGCAGGUAAAUAUGAUAUGGCCUUAAGCCUUUUGGAGCAGAUGCAAUCUAGAAACAUUCCCUUUUCCAUGUUUGCAUACAGCACCCUUCUUCAUUGUCAUGUUUGUAAGGAAGAUGUGGCGGCUGCUGAAAGUACGUUCCAGGUUAUGUCCAAGAUGGGUACACCUGAUUCUUCUGCUUGUAAUGACUUGCUUAGUUUGUAUGUAAAAUUGGGUUUACUCAAAAAGGCUAAGGCUUUCAUACUUAAUCUGAAAAACAAAAAGAUAAAGUUUGAUAUGCCCUUGUACAGGACUGUCAUCAAAGUAUAUGGUAAAGAAGGGUUGGUAAAUCAAGCUGAGGAACUCGUGAAUGAGAUGCAAAGUUACGGACUAGAAUUGGAUGAUUUCACAAAAACUUCUUUGGUUCGCAUGUAUGGAGAAUCUGGGAAAAUGAUUGAAGCAGAAAAUACUUUUAAGGCCUUGGAAAAACCUGAUGCUGUGGCUCUCAGUUUAAUGCUUCAGCUGCACUUGGGAAAUGGUGAUGAUAUUAAAAUCAAUGGCUUCCUGACAUCUCUCUUGGAGACUUCUGGUGGCCUGGAAGCUGCAAGCCAUCUGAUACGAAAAUUUGUUAAAUCAGGUGAGAUAAAUAAGGCUGAAAAACUCCAUUUUCUUGUGGUUGAGCUAGGUGAAAAGCCUGGAGAUACAAGUAUUGCUUCUUUGAUCAGUUUUUAUGGUAGGCAGCAUCAACUCAGACAAGCAAAGAAAGUGUUCAAUUCUGUAACAGGUUCCUCUGCAGUUGGAAGACCUGUAUAUAGUUCUAUGGUUGAUGCCUAUGCCAGAUGUGGUAACCUGGAAGAAGCAAAUCGUCUUUAUGAAGAAAUGGUUGCUCAAGGUCUUGGUCAGGAUGCUGUGACUAUCAGUGUUAUGGUGAACGCUUUUACUAAUCAUGGAAGGUUUCAAGAUGCAGAGAUGAUGAUUCAUAGAAGCUUCGAAGAAAAUGUGGAACUUGACACUAUUGCAUACAAUACAUUUAUUAAGGCAAUGCUUGAAUCAGGUAAACUGUUAUUGGCAGCCAACAUAUAUGAUCGCAUGGCUUCAUCUGGUGUUCCUACUUCACUUCAGACGUAUAGCACAAUGAUAAGUGUCUAUGGCAAAGCUGGAAAUCUUGAUAAAGCUUCUGAAAUGUUUAAUACAGUGCUUAGUGCUGAUAUUAAAGUUGAUGAGAAGGCAUAUACAAACAUGAUUACUUGUUAUGGGAAAGCUGGUAGAACAAGUGAGGCAUUUGCUUUAUUCAAUGGGAUGAAGAAAGAAGGAAUAAGACCUGGAAAGAUCAGCUACGAUACCAUGAUCAAUGCCUUUGCUGUUGCGGGCCUUUAUGAACAAGCUCAGCAACUUUUUCAGACCAUGCAAAGUGAGGGAUAUUGUCCAGACACCUUUACACAUCUUGCACUUACUCGAGCAUACUUGGAAGGUAAAAAGUACUUGGAAGCAGAGGAAAUUAUCCAUGUGAUGCGUAACAAAGGACUGCGUCCCACCUGUGCAUAUUUCAAUGAGAUUAUUACUGCCUAUUCCAAAGCUGGACUGGUUACCGAUGCUGAAAGAGUCUAUGUACGGAUCAGUGAAACUGGUAUAGCACCUGAUAUCUCAUGUUACAGGACAAUGCUUAGGACAUAUAUGGAGAACGGGUGCUUGGAUGAAGGAAUUUCAUUUUUCAGGAGCAUUUAUCGGACUGUGAAGCCUGAUAUUUUCAUUCUAAGUGCAGCAGUUCAUCUCUAUGAGCAUGCAGGAAUGAAACAUGAGGCUGAGGAUGUUCUUGAGUUCCUGAACAUGCAUGGCCUGGCGUUUCAGAAGAAUCUGAGGGUUGGGAGAAAGGUUGUCCAACAUUAGUCAUGCAUGCAAAACACAGCCUAGACUUUCCUGGGCGUGGGCAAGUUCUUGUUCAGGUGCUGCCCAGUGAUUCACUCCAAGGUUGCUACAUUGCAGGAGUAUGAUUCUGUACAAUGCUGUGAUUGUGGUAACCAUGUUCUACGCUUUAUGUCAAAGGACACGAUUGUGCAAUUACAUGGACCAACAUUUGAAUGGUGGGCCAUACAAGACCAGGAGAUAAUACAGUUCAGCUGCUGGUGAUGGAAAAGAACAUGAAAGGCGCUAAUUGUAAUUUAGUUGUCAGAUUAAAAGAUAAUUAAGCAGAACUCCUGUUUAGGCCAUCCUAGAGUUGCUUGGAUGGUGGGCUAAGCCUUGAAUUAAACUCUCUCUCUCUCUCUCCCUCCACUCACAUACACAAUAUUCUUUUUGUUGUAAUUGUGAAUAAAGGUUAUCAGGGUAAUGAUAUUUUGUUCUCCUCA